AUGAUCUUUCAAAACUCAGCUGACACUCCUGCAUCAGUAGAACGGACUGAUGAUGAUGGCCAUGAAGAUCUGGAUGCAUAUUUAACACCUUUACAGCCUCAAACUAUUCUACUAAAAGAUGGUGAGACCACCGCAACGAUGUAUCCAAUACGUGCAAACCCUGAUAUACUUCCUUUGGGGCUUCUUGCUUUCUUAUUAGAUGAGAUCAAUAUGGAAAUCGAGAAGGGUGAUAGCUUUCCAUAUUAUGAGCCUUUGGAUUUGGACGAGUUUAGGAAAAUAUGGUUUAAUUCGCAUGGAAUCGUUUGCAUAAUGGUCUUGGGAGAAAUCCCUGAGCUUGAUUAUUCUAUGGAAUUGGGGGAGGAGUAUAAUCGUCAGCAUAUUGAACAGCUCCAAAAGCAAGGUAUUACAACGAUGCGUAGCACAGCGCAAUAUAUGAAGAGAAAAUUACGUAGGAACUUAAAUUUGAAUAUACAGUGGGAAAAGCAGUGCUUGGGCACAUUUAACCUAAUACCUGCUUAUCCGGGGAGAUCUUCCCAUGUCGUGACAGGGACAUUUCUGGUAAAUGCGGGUAUCCGAGGCAAAGGAAUAGGAAGAACUCUUGUCGAAAGUUUUCUAGGAUGGGCACCACAGUUGGGGUUCACGUCUUGUUGCUUCUCACUUGUAUAUGGAACAAAUGUGGGGAUUCGAAGGAUUUUGGAGUCAUCAAAUUUUAAGAGGAUUGGUAAACUACCUGAGUCAGGUAUUUUGAAAGGUUAUGAUUCGCCAAUAGAUUCCUUUAUUUAUGGCAAAGAAUUUACUCAUGUUUCAAAGCAGAUUGAUGCAGUUAAUUUGGCAAGAAAGGAUUCUACAAGAGCGAAGUAUGAGCGGCUAAAGUUUUACCUAGAGACAGGAGAGUAUCCUGCAUCCUGUAGUAGAAAUGAAAAGGCCAGACUGCGGGUUAUGUCGAAAACUCAUUCAAUUUUAAAUGGAAAACUAAUGUUCAAGGGCCGCGAGGUUGUGUACGACCAGCAGCGGCAGUCAGAAAUCGCUUUCGAGACUCACUCGGUUGACCAUCAAGGUAUUAAUCGAGUCACUUCAAAAGUGGCAGAGCGAUACCACUGGAAGGGUAUCAAACAGUCUGUUGCUCAAGUAAUUAGCACCUGCUCGACAUGUCAAAACAACACCGGUGGCGCAGGCAAUGGAAUGGCUAGGGCGGGGAUAGUAGUCGAUGCCACAGAUCCAGAAAACCAAAUGCAUAUUUUGGUAUCAAACCCAAACGACGAACAGGUGAGUUCAGUCGCAAAACAUAUGGCCAAUGCCCUACAAAAAGACCAACAGGACAAUUAUAGAGAAGACAGAUAUAGAAUACAGACCCCUACGCGCGAAAAUGAACCAAGAGUAAAGUUGUACAAGGCUGCUGCACAUAUUAAACGUAUUAGAUUUGGAGUCGAGCCUGGCCAAGAACGCGUUGCAGAAAAACGUGUUGUCAGCAAUGAAGAGUCAAUGAACAGCUUCAAGAAAUAUGUCGAAGAGCAAAAUCAGCGCAGCGGUAAAAAACGAUCACUGUACAGUGAGAUAUCCCCAGAACUCCUCCACUCAGAUGCACCUAGGCCCGAAAGUGAACCUGGAACCGUCCUAGUGGAAGGUUCUACUACCGAUAUGGUGGAUGACGCAUUAUUGCACCUGGAGGAUAACGUCAUGGCCGCAGUGGAAGCCGUACAUAAAGAGCAGGAGCAGCGACAGCUGUCGCAAAGAACUCCUGCGGAGGAAGCUAAAAUACCUGUGCGCAGCGAUGAUGAUAUAGAAAACAACCCGUCUUUCAGGUCCGAUGAUAGUCAAUACUACUAG
Eremothecium sinecaudum is the source of this 1827-nucleotide messenger RNA. It is a transcript of the gene SPT10, whose product is annotated as Spt10p. Gene Ontology annotation, molecular function: acyltransferase activity, transferring groups other than amino-acyl groups. The transcript has a single exon. The coding region runs from base 1 to 1827 and encodes 608 amino acids. NCBI's taxonomy places the organism in Eukaryota, Fungi, Ascomycota, Saccharomycetes, Saccharomycetales, Saccharomycetaceae. The record is from RefSeq and is a predicted model, not a curated record.